Cetraspora pellucida is the source of this 687-nucleotide messenger RNA. Lineage: Eukaryota; Fungi; Glomeromycota; Glomeromycetes; Diversisporales; Gigasporaceae. The record is from the annotation of a GenBank genome assembly.
AUGGCAAUUAAUAAUAGUUACAGAUUUGCAUUUGAUAAACCCUUACUUAAUAAAGCUGCUGCUCAUAAUGAAGCUGCUGCUUUUAAUGAAACUACCACUCAUAAAGAAACUGUUGCCCUUAAUAAAACCACUACCUAUAACGAAUUUGCUGCCUUUAAUAAAACUGCCACCCAUAACAAAGUUGCCACCUUUAACGAAGCUGCUGCUUACAGCAAAGCUGCUGUUCGCAAUGAAGCUGCUACACUUAAUGAGCAAGAACUUGCCAAUAUAGUUAUAAAUUAUACUCAAACAUGUGCUAAUCAAUUUUCACUAUAUAUACUUGAGGAACAUAAGGGUUUUUGCAAAUUUACUUUGCCACUUAAUACAUAUUGUAGUUGGAUGAAAAAAGAGGAGGCCGCAAAAAAUAUUAAUUUUUUAAAGUUUCGUGAAACUUAUAAAAAUAAGAAUGGUGUCUGGUCUGAAUAUUAUACUUGUUCCUGGGCUAGUACAAAACAAAUACAUACUGAUCGUAUAGAAGAUGGUGUUUCUCAGAAAAAACGAUGUGUUCAAAAGGAAUCAAAAAAAGUUAGGUGCAAAUGUGUUUUGCAAAUUAAUUAUCAAUCGGCUACCUUUUCUAAUGAGGUUGUUGUAGUUAAUUAUUGGCAUAAGCACAAUGGUCAUAUACCAGAUAGUCAUGCUGAUGUUUAA